Molecule: messenger RNA, 2752 nt
Organism: Mustela erminea (ermine)
Lineage: Eukaryota; Metazoa; Chordata; Mammalia; Carnivora; Mustelidae
Gene: CEP89
Product: centrosomal protein 89
Exons: 20
Coding region: 134-2605 (823 amino acids)
Biological process (GO): chemical synaptic transmission; mitochondrion organization; cilium assembly
Cellular component (GO): ciliary transition fiber; centriole
Source: RefSeq, a predicted model, not a curated record
CGAAGUGCAUUGCGUAGGAAAAGCGUCUCGGGCUUAGCCAGCGGGAGGAGCUCAGGUUCCACGGAGCGGUCCUUGCUUGUUAGGAUAUCCUCACGUGCGUCCAGCCCUGGUCCGGCCACUCCCCGCACCAAGGAUGCUCCAAGGGUUUCGCAGGGGCCGCAAGAGCCAGUUUAAACACAUCAUCCAUGGCUUUCUACCUGCAGCCAGCAUCGCACCAAAGCCAGCUGUGCCACGCACACCUCCUCCCCGCAGCCCCAACCCUUCUCCAGAGAGACCAAGAUCUGCUCUGGCUGCAGUCAUCCUAGCAACAACGCUGACCAGCCGGACUGUCGCCAUUCCUCAGCCUCGCCAGAGAUCCCUGUCUGAGAGUGACACGACCUGCGUCGAAAAGGACAGUUUCAUCGAGCCCUAUGCCACCACCUCUGAGCUGAGGCUUCGACCAAAUUGGCAGAAUGAGACAGGAAGAAGAUCUUCUUUGCCAUCCUUUGAAACUCUGGGCUCCAGGGAGGAGGAGGAGGACACGGACGCACAGCUGUCGUCCGGCUGUGACGAAUCGGAGGAUGUCAGCGCUCCCAAAGCAGAGGGAAGUCUCAGUGCUGCCGUGUAUGCUGUGCCCCACAGAAACCAGUGCAGCGAAGCCCGCGGCUGGUCACGUAAGCAAGACUUCACUGAGGAGUCAGGAGGACAGAAGGGACAGCAGCGCAGAGCGUGCCAGCCAUGGCUUAUUGUACUGGGCCUGGUUCACUGGUCUUCCCCUCACCCAGCCUCUGUUGCCAGUAGACUGUCUCCGGCUCCUCCCACGGAGGUUGCAUUGUCACGUGGGGUGGACAGUGAAGAUGAUGAAAAUAUUUCUAAGCAGGAUGGGUUUCCAGGCUUGCUUCUCACAACACAACAUACACAAGAAAAAGAUGAUAAAUAUUCUGUUCUGAACUUAAAGGAUGAAAAACCAUUAUGUGAGAAGCCUCCACCCUCCCCAGAUGUAACUGGUAGAACACGGCAAAGAUGUAUGGAAAUAACCAAAGAAAAGUUCAAGGAAUUGAAAGAAGAAAAUGUGCUUCUAAGUGGUGCAAACCAAACCCUUACUCUUGAACUUGACCUAAUAAAACAAGCGAUGAAAGAACUACAGUUAAAACUGAAAAGAACAGAAAAAGAAAACCGAAAGUUGAAAGAGGCUGAGAAAACAUCUCCUCAGGAAGUAGUUGCUGCCCCUGAACUACUUUAUCUAAGAAAACAAGCUCAAGAACUGGUGGAUGAAAAUGAUGCAUUAAAAAUGACUGUCCAUCGUUUGAAUGUAGAAUUGAGCAGAUAUCAGACAAAAUUCAGGCAUUUGUCCAAGGAAGAGACUUUAAAUAUUGAUGGCCUCCCAUCCAAGGGCCCAGCACCACCCUGGUUGUUGGAUAUAAAGUACCUGUCACCCUUGUUACUGGCCUAUGAGGACCGAAUGAAAGAGAAGGAUGAGCUCAACGCCACCCUUCAGGAGGAAAUGAGAAUGUUUCGGGUGCGAGUCCAGGAAGUGGUGAAAGAAAAUGAAGAAUUGCACCGAGAGUUAACCAAGAGUAGUCCCGUGACCAGUGAGGAAUGGCGUCAGCUCCAGACUCAGGCGGAACUGGUUUUAGAGGAGAACAAGUUGUUGAUAGAGCAGCUGGAGAUUCAGCAGAGAAAAGUCAAGGACACCCACCAGGAGCGUCUCCAGGAAGUUUCUAAACUGACUAAACAGCUAAUGCUUCUGGAGACUAAAACACAGAACCAAGAAAAAGAACUAACCCAAAACAAGGAGGAGUUGGAAAUUUUAAGGACCGAAUGCCAGGACUUAAAAACACAGUUGGAUGGCAAAAUCGCUAUCAACGUUCAUGCUUCGAUUGUAAAUGAAUUAAAAAGCCAGUUGCAGAAGGAAGAGGAGAAAGAAGGUGCCGAGAUGGAAGAGUUGAUGGGAAAGUUGGCACUGCUGCAAGCACAGAAACAGAGCCUGCUCUUAGAGAAGAACAGUCUGGCUGCAAGAAACCAAGCACUGGGAGAAGAACUCGACAGGGCACAGAAAAUAAAUAGGAGGUCUCAAAAGAAAAUUGAUGUCCUCAAAAAGCAGGUGGAAAAAGCCAUGGAGAACGAAAUGUCUGCUCACCAGUACCUGGCAAAUCUUGUCGGCCUGGCAGAGAACGUAACCCAGGAACGCGACUAUCUUAUGUAUUUGGCUAAAUGUUUACAAAGUGAGAAGCAUGGAGUUCUCAACAAAAUCAUAGAAGGCAAUAUUCGCUUGGGAAGGUUAGAAGAAAAAGUCAAGGGGUACAAGAAGCAGGCGGCACUGAAAGUGGAUGACAUCAGUCACCGCCUGACAGAGCAGCAGGAAGACUUCGCCAGCAGGACAGCUCAGUACCAGCAAGAGAUGAGGCACCUGCAUCAGAUGCUGCAGGACAAGCAGGAUAUCCUGGACCAGGCUCUGCAGCAGAAACGAGAAAUGGAAGGUGAGCUUGAGGUUGUUUGGCAGUCUACGUCCAAGGAAAACCAAAGAAUCCGAGAGCUGCUGCAGGCCGUGCUGGAGAGGCAGGGUGUGUGGGACGGCACUAAGGAGGCGCACUGGGAAACCGUGGCUCCAGCUACAGAGACAUGAAGCCACCACCUGCCACAGCCCACGCCAUGCCUGGGGCCUCGGCCCAGAGCUCUGCCUUACCCCAGCACUGGGAGACACAGGGGAAGGGCCACAGCAUUUCUCCUCGCCAGGGCAAGGUAGAAAUAAACUGUCUCGGAAAUUUAAUCC